GGGCGGGGCCAACAUGGCGGCUACAAAUUUUGCAUGUCUGCUGUUUUGUUUAGCAUCAUUUUCACAACAGUUUAGCGCCUCCAGGCUUCUCACCGAACCGUGUUAUAAACCCAUUAGAGACCACAGGCCGGACUUUGUCAGGACGCAGGCCCGGCCGCAUGUAGAGGUGUUGAAGCUUCCUCCGUCAUGGGACUGGAGGAACAUCGAUGGGAAGAAUUAUGUGAGCGUCACGAGGAACCAACACAUCCCCCAGUACUGUGGCUCCUGCUGGGCCAUGGGAGCCACCAGUGCGCUAGCUGACCGCAUCAACGUCAAGCGUGGAGGAGCGUGGCCAUCGGCGUACCUCUCCGUGCAGAACGUGAUAGACUGCGGGAGGGCAGGUUCCUGUUACGGAGGCGAUCACCUGAGAGUCUACGCCUACGCGCACGAAAGAGGCAUUCCUGAUGAAACCUGCAACAACUACCAAGCCAAAAACCAAAAGUGCGAGCUGUUUAACCAGUGCGGCACGUGCUCCUUCUUUGAGUCGUGCGCUGUUGUGAAGAACUACACCGUGUGGAAAGUCGGAGACUACGGAGAAGUUUCUGGAAGAGAUGAGAUGAAAGCUGAAAUUUUCACCGGCGGACCCAUCAGCUGUGCAUUGAUGGCGACUGAAGGCCUGGAGCGAUACUCCGGAGGGAUUUUCUCCGAGUUUCACCCUCUCUCUCUGCCAAAUCACAUCGUGUCUGUGGCUGGGUGGGGCGUGGGCGAAGAUGGGAUCGAGUACUGGAUCGUCAGGAACUCCUGGGGAGAGUUCUGGAGUAUGCAGAUCUCGGAUAAAGGCACUGAUGCCGUUGACUUGCCUUCCCCAGACCUAAAUCCAGUUGAGAACCUGAUGUUAGGUAUCUAUACAUCUGAUGCAACCAAAUAG
Messenger RNA from Pundamilia nyererei, 907 nucleotides. Its product is annotated as cathepsin Z. Lineage: Eukaryota; Metazoa; Chordata; Actinopteri; Cichliformes; Cichlidae. Bases 14 to 907 code for a protein of 297 amino acids. Gene Ontology annotation, biological process: proteolysis. Gene Ontology annotation, molecular function: cysteine-type peptidase activity. The record is from RefSeq and is a predicted model, not a curated record. The transcript has 6 exons.